Anolis carolinensis (green anole) is the source of this 4802-nucleotide messenger RNA. It is a transcript of the gene kcnh7, whose product is annotated as potassium voltage-gated channel subfamily H member 7. The coding region runs from base 332 to 3976 and encodes 1214 amino acids. The transcript has 18 exons. Gene Ontology annotation, biological process: potassium ion transmembrane transport; membrane repolarization during action potential. NCBI's taxonomy places the organism in Eukaryota, Metazoa, Chordata, Lepidosauria, Squamata, Anolidae. The record is from RefSeq and is a predicted model, not a curated record. Gene Ontology annotation, cellular component: plasma membrane. Gene Ontology annotation, molecular function: inward rectifier potassium channel activity.
CUCUGUCUGUCUCUCUAUCUGGUUGGCAGGCAGGCAGGCAGAGGGCAGUCCUCCUCCUUCCCUCCCUCCCUCCUUCCCUCCCUCCCUCCUUUUCUCUCCGCUCGGCUCCCUCCUUCCCCUCCCGGCCCCUCCUUUUCUCCCUCCUCCUCCUCCUCCUCCUCCUCCUCCAUCCCGGCUCGAGGUCCUCGGAUCCCGGAGCAUGGAGCGGGUGCCGUGCGGAGGAGGGCGAGCUGAAGCCUCCAUCCGCCCGAAGGAGAAGGAGGAGGAGGAGAUGCGCGCCGGCUCGGGGCAUCCCUCGCUCUCGGUCCGGCUGUGAGGCGGAGGAGGCGCCAUGCCCGUCCGCCGAGGCCAUGUGGCCCCCCAGAACACCUUCCUGGGCACCAUCAUCCGCAAAUUCGAAGGGCAAAAUAAAAAAUUCAUCAUUGCUAAUGCUCGCGUACAGAACUGCGCCAUCAUCUACUGCAACGAUGGGUUCUGUGAGAUGACCGGGUUCUCCAGGCCAGAUGUCAUGCAGAAACCAUGUACCUGUGACUUUCUUCAUGGACCAGAAACCAAACGGCAUCACAUUGCCCAAAUAGCCCAGGCCUUGCUUGGGUCAGAAGAGAGGAAAGUGGAAGUCACCUAUUAUCAUAAAGAUGGGUCUACCUUCAUUUGCAACACCCACAUCAUCCCAGUGAAAAAUCAAGACGGAGUGGCCAUGAUGUUUAUUAUUAGCUUUGAAUAUGUAACGGAUGAGGAUAAUAUAGAGUGUCCAGAGAAACUUAACCAGAUACUGGCAGCCAAAGUCACAAACCAUGGCAACAACCUUUCAAGAGGCUCUUCAUCAGGCAAACUUUUUGGGUUCAAGAUCCCUGGACUAAGCCUUUUACCAUACAGAAAGCAGUCCUUGCCACAGGAAGACCCUGAUGCGGUAAUUGUUGAUUCAUCAAAACGCUCUGAAGACUCCAUGGCUAUGAAGCACUUUAAGUCUCCAACGAAGGAAAGCUGUAGCCCUUCUGAAGCAGAUGACACCAAGGCACUGAUCCAGCCAAGCACAUGUUCACCUCCAGUGAAUAUAUCAGGGCCCCUGGACCAUUCAUCACCCAAGCGGCAAUGGGACCGGCUUUAUCCGGACAUGCUACACUCAAGCACAGCACUGAGUCACACGCCAUCCAAAGAAAGUCUCUGCAGUAUCCGGAGGGCAUCUUCCGUUCACAACAUCGAAGGAUUUGCCACCCACCCCAACAACGUGUUUCGAGGCCGGCACGCGAGCGAAGACAAUGGCCGUGAUGUCAAAGUUUCACGCUCCUGGAUGGCAGGGGGUCCUUUUAACCAUAUCAAAUCAAGUCUGUUAGGAUCAACAUCAGAUUCAAACCUCAACAAAUACAGCACCAUCAGCAAGAUUCCCCAACUCACACUGAACUUUUCUGAUAUCAAAACUGAAAAAAAAAGUUCAUCCCCUCCGUCAUCAGAGAAAACAAUUAUUGCACCCAAAGUUAAAGACAGGACACACAAUGUGACAGAGAAGGUGACACAGGUUCUUUCCUUGGGAGCAGAUGUACUGCCGGAAUAUAAGCUCCAAACACCUCGCAUGAACAAGUUUACUAUAUUGCACUACAGUCCUUUCAAAGCGGUCUGGGACUGGCUGAUUUUAUUGCUUGUGAUCUACACUGCCAUAUUCACUCCUUACUCUGCAGCCUUCCUUCUCAAUGACAGUGAAGAACAAAAGACACAAGCAUGUGGCUACUCAUGCAACCCACUGAACAUGGUAGACUUAAUUGUGGAUAUUAUGUUUAUUAUUGACAUUCUCAUAAACUUCCGAACAACAUAUGUAAACAAGAAUGAAGAAGUGGUAAGUGACCCAGCAAAAAUAGCAAUUCACUACUUCAAAGGCUGGUUCCUAAUUGACAUGGUUGCUGCAAUACCUUUUGACCUGCUGAUUUUUGGAUCUGGCUCUGAUGAGACAACCACCCUAAUAGGCCUUCUGAAAACUGCUCGGCUGCUGCGUUUGGUGAGGGUUGCCCGGAAACUGGACAGAUAUUCCGAAUAUGGUGCUGCUGUUCUGAUGUUGCUCAUGUGCAUCUUUGCACUCAUUGCUCACUGGUUGGCUUGCAUUUGGUAUGCCAUCGGGAAUGUGGAAAGGAAUUAUUUGACUCCUAAAAUUGGCUGGUUAGAUUCCCUUGGACAACAGUUGGGGAAACACUACAAUGUGAGUGAUCUCAGCUCCGGACCAUCCAUCAAGGACAAAUACGUCACAGCGCUGUAUUUUACCUUCAGCAGCCUGACCAGUGUAGGAUUUGGAAAUGUGUCACCAAACACCAACUCCGAGAAGAUCUUUUCCAUUUGUGUCAUGUUGAUCGGCUCAUUAAUGUAUGCAAGCAUUUUUGGAAAUGUAUCUGCAAUAAUCCAAAGACUGUAUUCAGGGACAGCACGGUAUCACAUGCAGAUGUUGCGUGUAAAAGAGUUUAUACGGUUUCAUCAAAUUCCCAACCCUUUGAGGCAGCGGCUUGAAGAAUAUUUCCAACAUGCAUGGACAUACACAAAUGGCAUCGACAUGAACAUGGAGGUCCUAAAGGGAUUUCCAGAGUGUUUACAAGCUGAUAUCUGUCUCCAUCUCAACCAAACCUUACUUCAAAACUGCAAAGCUUUCCAGGGAGCCAGUAAAGGUUGUCUCCGUGCAUUAGCAAUGAAGUUUAAAACCACACACGCACCUCCGGGAGACACGCUUGUUCAUUCCGGUGACGUUCUGACUGCGCUUUACUUCCUUUCACGAGGCUCCAUUGAAAUUCUCAAGAAUGAUAUGGUUGUUGCCAUUCUGGGCAAAAAUGAUAUUUUUGGAGAAAUGGUACAUCUUUAUGCAAAACCAGGGAAGUCAAAUGCAGAUGUGAGGGCUUUAACCUACUGCGACUUGCACAAGAUCCAGCGGGAAGACCUAUUAGAAGUUUUGGAUAUGUACCCUGAAUUUUCUGACCUCUUUCUCACCAAUCUGGAACUCACUUUUAAUUUGAGACACGAAAACCCAAAAGCUGAUCUCACAUUAAGGUCACACCCCAUGAGUGAUUCAGAUGGUGAUAACAGCAAACCCCGAAGACGGAACUUGUCCUUUGAAAGCGACAUUCAUAAAGAUUAUGACAAAGAUUUAGAUUUGGUGGACAAUACCAAACAUCAUCAAGGCACCAAGAAACAUUUUGAGGAGAAAAGAAGCCGGUCAUCGUCUUUUGUGUCAUCCAUCGAUGAUGAGCAGAAACCUUUGUUCUCUGGGAUAAUAGGCUACCCGUCUGUCCUGGGCAAGCCAGCUGUCCUAGACCUUGAAGAGAUGGUCCAUACAACGACAAAAAUCCAGUCUGAAGGAAGAAGUCAUUCUUGUAAAGAUAUCACUGACAGAAGAUUCUGGGAGGAGGAUCACAGCAGGGGCCAACAGGAAUCAUCCAGCCAGUCAGCAUUACCUCAUGUCACCUGGGGUAUCUCUGAAACAGAAAGUGAGAUCAACUAUGGUGAAGUGGAGCAGAGGUUAGAUUUACUUCAAGACCAACUCAGCAGGCUUGAAUCCCAAAUGACGUCUGACAUUCAAACCAUCCUGCAACUACUGCAGAGACAAACAGCACUCAUUCCACCAGCUUACAGCGUGGUGACCGCAAAUGCAGAUUAUAACAGGCCAGCUGUCCGGAUCGUACAAAAUCUUCAUCCUGUAGCAUCCAUUAAAACAGACAGAAGCUUCAGCCCUUCACAGUGUUCUGAAUUACUAGACAUUGAAAAAUCAAAACUGAAAUCCAAAGAAUCCCUCUCAAGCGGAGUGCAUCUCAACACAGCCUCAGAAGACAACCUGACGUCAUUUUUGGAACAAGAGCAUGACCAGUCUUUAGAGCUACCCCCACGGCAUUGUAAGACUUACCUCCACCCGAUUAGGCACCCAUCCUUGCCUGAUUCUUCCCUAAGCACUGUAGGAAUCUUGGGUCUCCAUAGGCAUGUUUCAGAUCCUGGUCUUCCUGGGAAAUAACCCUUUUGUACUCUUACAUCGCCUAAAAUGUAAGUGCUUUUAAUGGCUGGGGCUUUUUUUCUCCUUUUUUGUUUUCUAUUUAAAUUCUAUAUACUUGACUCAGGGGCUACAAGGAUAUACCGUUAUAUGCAAAAGUACUGUAUAUUUUCCUAACUUUGUAGCUUGUAAGGUAUAAAGUUAACCACUAACAGUGUAAAUAUAUAAAUAUAUAUAUAUAUAUAUAUAUAAAGAAAGAAACAGACUGUAUGUUCCAAAUAUAAAACUGCCAGCAUUCUCAAGGCACCUUAUAUUUUUUAAUUUUUUUAAAGCACCUGCAUGUUUGGAAAUGAUUACAGUUCUGUUGCAUGGAAACUACUAUUUACUGUUUUCGAUGAAAUCCUAUUUUAUUGCGGAUAUGCCUUCGAAAAUAUAGAUGGGCCACGUGGAAAUGACUUGUUUGGGUAACACACACAUCCAGCUACUUUGCCGUUCAAGUAAACCUUUCAUCCAGCUUUCCUUCUGACAUUGGAUUUUUUACAGCCCACACAGUCAUUCUGACCAAUAGUAUAGAAGUUAAGUCUUCUGGGUCUGGAAAUCAUUCAUGUAAAACUCCAUUAACACCAUUGAUUGCUGGGAGGGGGUGGUGGGACGAGCUGGAACAACUGGGCUGUGCAAUUGAAAACAUCAUCAAUGACUUGCAUCCACAUUGGCUGAAUCAUUUGAUUUUUUUUAAAAAAAAUAAUUCUUUAUUGAAACCUCACCAUAGCUUUGUGCUUCUGCCCUACAAAGGCAGUUAGCUGUCAGACACUCCGCAUAAUCAAAUGCAAUAAAUAUAAUUUCUACAUGA